Molecule: messenger RNA, 807 nt
Organism: Lecanosticta acicola
Lineage: Eukaryota; Fungi; Ascomycota; Dothideomycetes; Mycosphaerellales; Mycosphaerellaceae
Source: the annotation of a GenBank genome assembly
AUGUCGACCUCACCUUCAAAGCGCAGAUUCGCCGAAGAAACCGAUUUCACGUCCAGCAAGAAGCCCAAGGCAGUCAUGAACGGCACUCACGAGCCGGAAGACACAGAAAUAGCGGUCGAAAUGCCCAUCGUGGACCCGAGCGCGCCUCCAGAUUCCCACAUCGACCAUGCCGCCGCAAUCGCUUACUGGUCGAGCACACCCGCAACAGUCGAUGGAGUGUUGGGAGGAUUUCCCCAAGUCAGUCGUAUCGAUCUUCAAGGGUCGGCGAACUUCCUCGCGAAGCUACUGAGGCAGUCCAGACAUCAUACCCAAGCAGGAAAGCUUAGGAGGGUAGCAGAUUGCGGCGCGGGCAUCGGCAGGGUAUCCAGAGGCUUCCUCAGCAACGUCGCAGAGGUCGUGGACAUCGUCGAGCCCGUGAAGGCUUUCACGGACCAAGUAAAAGACGAACCGUACGUCGGCAAGGUCUACAACGUCGGAUUGGAGAAGUGGCAGCCAGAGGUCAAAUACGACGUGGUCUGGAACCAGUGGUGUGUUGGGCAGCUUACGGAUACGCAAUUGAUUGCAUAUCUGCAGCGUCUGCCACAGAGUCUCACGGAAGGCGGCUGGAUUAUCGUGAAGGAGAAUCUGAGCAACCACCACCUGGGCGAGGAUGUCUUUGACGAGACCGACUCCAGCGUCACCAGGACCGAUGUCAAGUUCCGGCAGCUCUUUGAGGAUGCGAAUCUCAGACUGGUUAGCACAGAGCUGCAGAAAGGGUUCCCGAAAUCGCUGUAUCCGGUGCGAGCGUAUGCAUUGCAGCCAAAGUGA